AAGUUAAAAGCUUGCUGAGGUGCUGAAUACUAAAAUACUAAAAUAUCAUAAUAAUAAAUUAAAUAAAAUAAUUGUGUCCUAUAGUUAAGGUGGGAAGCACCAAUUGAAAAUUUUUAAUUACAAACGGAACAUCACAAAUUCAAUUGGACUUUUUCAUUUUCACUAACAAGAAAUUCGGAGAGAAGUUGUGUAACAUCAGCCAGCCACCAAACUUCAACGGCAAAAUACAUUUAGUUACGCUUAAACAUAAAAUAAACGAGACCAUAGGAUGGCGUUAGAAAAUGAAAAUAAGAACAAAAACAUGUCGGACUCCAAUGGAACUACUGCAGAAGCAGAAGAUAAGAAACCAAUGACAAGCCAGUCUCCGGUUGCCGAUAGUUCAAAGGGAGAAUCAAUUGGUUCAAAGAAAAAAGGUAAAAAUGGGAAAAAUAGUAAUAAACCGGAACAAGUUUCGAAUGGACAUAAGACACCGACAGCCUUAAAUGGUGACACAGACUCUAACGCUAACGAUGUUGACACAGUUGUCGAAGGUGAACAAUCAGCGGAAAGUAUUUCCAAAAAGAAAGAAGGUAGCGCUGAAGGUAAUGGAACGGAAGAAAACUAUGAAGAAAACAUCGAUUUGGACACCUUACACGAUAGUGGUAUUACGGUUCAUAUUCAGAGCCCCGGUACUGACAUGUGGUCAGUGCAGCUUUCUAGCAUGGAACUUGUUCAGGAAAUUCAUCAAUUGUUAAUGGACCGAGAGGACACAUGUCAUCGUACGUGUUUCACACUGCAGCUCGACGGCGUAACAUUAGAUAAUUUCGCUGAAUUGAAGACAAUUGAAGGCCUGAAGCAUGGCUCCACCAUUAAAGUCGUCGAGGAACCCUACACUAUGAGGGAAGCCCGCAUACACGUUCGUCAUGUGCGUGAUUUGUUAAAAAGUAUGGAUCUAGCUGACGCUUAUAACGGGGUGGAGUGUAAUUCGCUAACAUUCUUGCACACAAUUACUCAGGGCGAUUUGUUGGAGAAGAAGAAAUCUCGACCAGAUUCCGUAGAUUGCACACCACCAGAAUACAUAAUGCCAGGAGUUAAAGAAGCUCCAUUGCAACCACUGCAGCCUGGUGUGAACAAAAACUCAAAGGGCCCCCAAGCCCUAAAAGUCCUUACAACGUCCGCAUGGAAUCCACCACCCGGUCCACGAAAGCUGCAUGGAGAUCUCAUGUAUUUAUACGUCGUAACAAUGGAAGACAAACGUUUCCAUAUAUCCGCCUGCCCCAAGGGUUUUUAUAUCAAUCAGUCUACUGAUGAAAUAUUCAAUCCAAAGCCAGACAAUCCAUGUCACCUAAGCCAUUCGCUAAUUGAUUUAUUAUCCCAUAUUUCACCAUCCUUCAAACGUGCCUUUCAACAAAUGCAGAAGAAGCGCACAUUGCGCCAUGCAUUCGAGAGAGUGGCCACUCCGUAUCAAGUUUAUCAAUGGACAGCUCCACAAUUAGAACAUACCAUAGAUGCCAUUCGUGCAGAAGAUGCUUUCUCUUCGAAGCUGGGCUAUGAAGAACAUAUCCCUGGACAAACUCGUGAUUGGAAUGAAGAGCUGCAAACCACUAGAGAGUUGCCUAGAAAGACUUUGCCGGAACGUCUGUUGCGGGAGCGAGCAAUUUUCAAGGUGCAUGGAGAUUUUGUUAUUGCGGCCACUAGAGGCGCAAUGGCCGUUAUUGAUGGCAAUGUUCUUGCUAUAAACCCGGGCGAGGAUCCUAAAAUGCAGAUGUUUAUUUGGAACAAUAUUUUUUUUUCGCUGGGAUUUGAUGUACGCGACCACUACAAAGAACUUGGUGGUGAUGUAGCAGCUUUUGUUGCGCCUCGCAACGAUUUACAUGGCGUACGUGUUUAUAGUGCUGUAGACAUCGAAGGAUUGUAUACUUUGGGCACAGUAGUGGUUGAUUACCGUGGAUAUCGUGUUACAGCGCAAUCAAUUAUUCCCGGUAUUCUGGAGCGGGACCAAGAACAAUCAGUUGUUUAUGGCAGCAUAGAUUUCGGCAAAACCGUUCUAUCACACUCCAAAUAUUUAGAGCUUUUGCGAAAGGCUGGCAAACAUCUGAAAAUAUUACCUCAUUCAGUCCUAAAUGAGCGGGACGAGCCUGUAGAAUUGUGCUCGUCGGUAGAGUGCAAAGGCAUCAUAGGCAACGAUGGUCGCCAUUAUAUUCUUGAUCUGCUGAGAACAUUUCCACCAGAUGUAAACUUUUUAAAAUUGGACAUUGAGCUGAGUCCCGAACUUAGAGCUAUGGGCUUCCCCAUUGAACACAAACACAAAUUGUCUUGCCUACGCCAGGAACUGCUCGAGGCAUUUAUAGAGGACCGUUAUGUUAGCUUCAUUCGCAACGCGGCACAGCACUUGCAGCAGUUGAAUGCAAAUAAGAAAACUGAGGAAAAUUCUUCUGCAGCUAUAACAGAAAAAGGUGAAGAAACCAAGGAUAAGCCAAAAGAGGAACCAAAGAAGGAGAUCUCAAAGGAAGAAGAGCCAUGCGGCGAAAUUAAGCCAAAAUCAGAAAAUGACAAGAAGGCCACUGAAGCUAUUGAAAAUGCAUAUGAUGCAUUCAAGGAAGCCCAAUCGAAUGUAGCCACAGCGGACGAAACGCAAGCUUCAGAAGUUGUUAAGCGGGCAUGUGCUGCCGUUGGAUCCCUCAAAGAGAAGGAGUUCGAUUUCCGCUUUAAUCCAGAUGUGUUCUCCCCCGGCAUACGCCAUGUUGACGAUCCAAAUGGAAACAAUCCAUUAAGUAAGCAAAAAAAAUUAGUACAAGAGGCCGCUGAAUUUUUAGUGCUUAAGCAAAUCCCAGCUUUUAUAAAAGAACACAUGAGCCAUACUUCUCCUCCCAUGGAUGGCACUAGUGUAACUGAAGCUUUGCACAGUCAUGGAAUCAAUAUACGAUACUUGGGCAAGGUUAUCACAAUGCUAGCGCAAGUACCCCGCAUGGAAUACCUCUACCGUAUAGCUGUGAUGGAAUUGAUAAUUCGUGCAACCAAACACAUUUAUUACACAUAUAUGCAAAACACAGAUGCCAUGCAUCUAUCGGCUGCGAUUAGCCAUUUUUUGAAUUGCUUCCUUUCUUCGGGACCAGUGAUUGCUAAUGCCUCAACUGAUGAACUGAAUAAAACAAGCAAUAAUAAUAACAACAACAACAACAAGCGAGGCAAAAACAAAAAUAAGAACAGUGGUAAAAGUAAUCAAAAGAAUGGUCAGGCCAGCAAUGACAAUAACGAUUGGGCAUUGAUGACACCAAAGACGUUAUGGCAACAGAUCAAAAAGGAAUCAAAAUCUUACUGGGAUUUCGACAUUAAUUGCGAUUCCAUUGAGACAGCAAUCGAAAAAUACUCCCUACAACGCGUGAGCAUACUUCGUUCUUUCUGCCUAAAAGUUGGAAUUCAAAUUUUCUUGAGAGAGUACAAUUUUGAAUCGCGCAACAAACAAACAUUUUCCGAAGAAGAUGUACUAAAUGUCUUCCCCAUUGUGAAACAUAUUAGCCCACGAGCAUCAGACGCCUACAAUUUCUAUACAUCUGGCCAAUCGAAAAUACAGCAAGGCCUCUUUAAAGAAGGCUACGAGCUAAUAAGCGAAGCUCUGAAUCUUCUGAAUAACGUGUUCGGUGCAAUGCAUUCGGAGAAUGGUUCCUGUCUUCGUAUGUUGGCUCGCCUCAGUUAUUUGUUGGGCGAUGCCCAAGAAGCAUUGGCCAUUCAACAAAGAGCCGUAAUUAUGAGCGAACGUGUUAACGGUGUUGAUCACCCAUGUACAAUAUUGGAAUAUACACAUUUGUCGCUCUAUUGUUUUGCCAAUGGUCAAAUCAGUACCUCAUUGAAGCUUUUAUACCGGGCCCGGUAUUUGUUAGUGCUGAUAUGUGGUGAAGAUCAUCCUGAGGUGGCACUUAUUGAUAGUAAUAUCAGUUUGAUUUUGCACGCUGUUGGCCAAUACGAGCUGUCUUUGCGUUUCAUUGAGCAUGCUUUGCAACUCAAUUUGAAAUAUUUUGGCAACAAAUCUAUGCAUGUUGCUGUUAGCUAUCAUUUGGUAGCCAGAACCCAAUCUUGCAUGGGAGAAUUCCGAUCUGCUUUGAAUAAUGAAAAGGAAACGUAUGCAAUUUACAAGUCACAGUUGGGUGAGAACCACGAAAAGACUCGUGAAUCUGCCGAAUGUUUGAGACUUCUGACGCAACAAGCUGUGCUUUUGCAACGCAAAAUGAAUGACAUAUAUUCGAAUGGAAAACUCACAACGGGACUGCCACCGAUUCAUAUACAACCCCCAACCAUGGGAUCCGUACUGGACAUGUUGAAUACAAUAAAUGGAAUUCUCUUUGUUCAGAUCAGUCAAAAAGAUAUUGCUCAAGUGAAGAAUGAAAUUGAAAAGCAUUUAAAAACAACAAACGAAGUGAACGAAACAACAGAAACUCUUAAGAAAUUGGCCGUUACUGCAGAGACUGAUAGUGAGGCGGCUACUAAAUUAGAACAACCAUUAACAAAUGGGAACAAUGUAGUUGCUGAGGACUCCACGCCAACUCUCGAAUCCGCCUCUAGUUGAAUUUAAUUUUUUUAAAUUCAUUCAGCCUAAUUGUAACCUUAAUAACUAUACAGCUUAAUGUUCGGACGUGAGUGAUUCCAGUGAGAUACAAUUCCAGGACCCAUAGAAUUACUUGCACACAUCGAAGACACCAAACUGAAGAUAUAUUAACAAAUACUACAUACACAUACUGUUAGUCUAGUUUAAAGUUAGUACCAAUGCAGAGAGUUGGUGGCAUUUUCUUUUGGAAAAUGCUGUUGGAGCUCCCCCAGUUACUAUCAUAAUCAUUUUUCAUUAGCCUCUAUCAGGCCGACAGAAGAGAGACCAUUUUAAUCUGUUUGUUUUUGAAGAUUUCGUACAUGAGAGCUUAUUGCUCUACCCUACCCAUUGGGCACUAUAAGAAAUAAAUUUCUUAAAUAUUUGUUUUUUUUUAUCAUUGUUAAUUUUAGCCUUCUUAGAUUUAAUCUCAAUAUAAACAUUGCUUUUUGUUAAACAACUAUUGAAACUAUAACAAUGAACGCACUGGCAACAUUGUUUUCUACAAUGUAUUUGAACAACUACAACAAUUUUUUAUACAUUGAAAUUAAUAAAACAAAAAAGAUUAUUAGGCAUAGUUUAUCAUAAUUAAAAAUUCAUAAUUUUUGAUAAUGAAAAAGAUCGAUCAACACAUACAUACUUAUAAUUAUAAAUUAUCAUAUGUAAUAUGAUAGCAAAUUUGAUGUUACGUCUCCCCAUCGUAACAAAUGUGCAGCAACAAGUGUGUUCAAAAAAAUUUUUUUUUUUGUUGAGAACGAAGUAAUGAGAAUGUAACAUUUUUGAAAUAAAAACUUGUUGAGUUGAAUUCAUACUAUCUUAUAUAUAUGCAAGUAUAUGAUUAAUAAAACGAAGAAAGCAGUUUAA
This is a messenger RNA of Stomoxys calcitrans (stable fly), 5422 nucleotides long. RefSeq names its product protein clueless (gene clu). Lineage: Eukaryota; Metazoa; Arthropoda; Insecta; Diptera; Muscidae. Gene Ontology annotation, cellular component: cytoplasm. The coding region runs from base 269 to 4543 and encodes 1424 amino acids. The transcript has 7 exons. Gene Ontology annotation, molecular function: protein binding; mRNA binding. The record is from RefSeq and is a predicted model, not a curated record. Gene Ontology annotation, biological process: intracellular distribution of mitochondria.